GGCCCCGGAAGCGCUUGUAAAGCGGUUAAAAGGCGAGUUGACGGAGGGGAGCUAACGUUAGCUGUCAGUCGGGUUCAGUCAUUGUGCAGGGAUGGAGGUGACACGAAAAAAUUAUAAAGACUGUUUAAAUACUGUGUACAGCGCCAUAGAGGAGGCUGACUUUCUUGCUAUCGAUGGAGAAUUUUCAGGGAUAAGCGACGGUCCUAAUGUCAGUGCACUAACCAACGGGCUGGACACUCCAGAGGAACGAUACACCAAGCUUAAAAAGCAUUCCAUGGAUUUUCUGCUGUUCCAGUUUGGAUUAUGUACUUUCAAGUACGACCAGACAAAGUCAAAGUAUAUUACGAAGCCUUUUAAUUUUUAUAUAUUCCCAAAACCAUUCAACAGGACCUCCCCUGACAUAAAGUUCAUCUGCCAAAGUUCCAGUAUUGACUUUCUGGCCAGUCAGGGAUUUGAUUUCAACAAGGUGUUCUGUCAUGGAAUCCCAUACCUAAAUCAAGAAGAGGAAGUUCAGCUGAGGGAGCAGACAGAGGAAAGAAGGAACCAACAUGCCAACGGUGUGGGGACCCCAUCAUACAUCUCUCCAUCCUCCUCCAAAUGCUCUGCACAUGUACCUGAGGAGCACAAAGACUUCAUCAACAGGGUGGUGGGGAAGGUUGAGGCCCUUUUCACUAGCUCGGAGAAAACUUUGGACUUGGAGCCAUGUACUGGAUUUCAGAGGAAGCUGAUAUACCAGACACUGAACUGGAAGUUUCCCAAGGGUCUUCAUGUGGAAACCAUGGAAACAGAAAAGAAAGAGCGAUACAUUCAGGUCAGCAAAGUAGAUGAGGAGGAGAGGAAGAGGAAGGAACAGCUGAAGCUGGAGAGAGAGCAGGAGGAGCUAAAUGAUGCAGUUGGUUUCUCCAGGGUCAUUCAUGCUGUCUCUAAAUCUGGUAAACUUGUGGUUGGCCACAACAUGCUGCUGGAUGUGAUGCACACCAUCCACCAGUUCUACUGCGCUCUGCCAGAGGAUCUUCAAGACUUUAAAGAGGUCACAAUGUGUGUCUUCCCCAGACUUCUGGACACAAAGUUGAUGGCUUCCACACAGCCCUUUAAGGAGCUGAUUACUAACACAUCUCUGGCAGAGCUGGAAAAACAGUUGAAGGAGACCCCCUUCAAGUCACCUCAAGUUGAAACCGCCGAGGGGUUCCCCAGUUACGACACAGCCCAGGAGCAGCUCCAUGAGGCAGGGUAUGAUGCCUACAUCACUGGCCUCUGUUUCAUCUCCAUGGCCAACUACCUGGGUUCCUUUUUGACUCCACCGAAAGCUUACAUCUCAGCUCGGUCCAAACUCAUUGAGCCUUUCUUUAACAAGCUUUUUCUAAUGAGGAUAAUCGAUAUUCCCUACCUCAACAUCACAGGACCAGAUUUGCAACCGAAAAGAGACCAUGUCCUGUAUGUCACCUUCCCAAAAGAAUGGAAGACCAGUGACCUCUACCAGCUAUUUAGUGCCUUUGGGAACAUCCAAGUUUCAUGGAUAGAUGACACAUCAGCAUUUGUGUCCCUAAGUCAAACAGACCAGGUACAGAUAGCUAUGAACACCAGCCGCUAUGCAGAGAGUUACAGGAUCCAGACCUAUGCAGAGUACAUCCAGGGCAAGCAACAGGAAAAGGAGAAGCCCAGCCAGACGGCCAAAACCUGGGGAGAGGACAGCUGGGUGAAGCCUCACUACACCCCCUCUACUUGUUCAAGUGGUUUUGGCUAUCCCAGGAGCUUGAGGAAACGCAGCAUCAGUCCUGUUCAGGGCGAGCAUGGGGGCAGCAGGGAGGCCCUAAUCACAGAUGGCUGGAGUCACUACUUGUACCCAGAUAGCACAUGCAGCAAGAAAAUGAAAACUGAUGAUACAACUGGACAGUCAAAUGCUGAAGCUGUUGAGAGCAAGACAUCAGAGGGAUGGCUAAAGACAAUUGACUCAUCAGAUUCAGUGCGGUUUAGUCCAGUCCCUGAUGAGGAGAAAAGUCCUGAGGGCACAGAUCCAGCCAAUAAUGCUGAGGGGACAGUCAUCUGGCAACAAACACCAUCAGUCCUUGGGAGGAAAGGUCAAAAGAACAAGAAGAAGAAGUCUGAAGCGGCUGAAUCUACAACAUCGCUGUUUGAAGUCCCAGAGGUCUGGUAGCGAGAGGUGAGGAGUGGAGGGGCCGCUGUCCCACGCUGGGCUCCUGCUCAUACUCUCGUCCUAAGCACUUGGGCCAGUCUCCUGUAAGGUUGUCCGAAGCGGUGCAGGCCCUGAUUUUUCAUUCAUUCACUCAACAGCUAUGGAUACCGUGUCCUAAGCUACCAGCUAAGCCACUGGACUGGACUACUGAAAGA
Monopterus albus (swamp eel) is the source of this 2349-nucleotide messenger RNA. It is a transcript of the gene parn, whose product is annotated as poly(A)-specific ribonuclease (deadenylation nuclease). The record is from RefSeq and is a predicted model, not a curated record. Lineage: Eukaryota; Metazoa; Chordata; Actinopteri; Synbranchiformes; Synbranchidae. The transcript is spliced from 26 exons. Gene Ontology annotation, molecular function: poly(A)-specific ribonuclease activity; metal ion binding; RNA binding. Gene Ontology annotation, biological process: priRNA 3'-end processing; nuclear-transcribed mRNA poly(A) tail shortening; siRNA 3'-end processing. The coding region runs from base 92 to 2155 and encodes 687 amino acids. Gene Ontology annotation, cellular component: cytoplasm; nucleus.